This is a messenger RNA of Mucor velutinosus, 471 nucleotides long. RefSeq names its product 40S ribosomal protein S20. Gene Ontology annotation, molecular function: GTP binding; GTPase activity. The transcript has 4 exons. The coding region runs from base 1 to 471 and encodes 156 amino acids. Gene Ontology annotation, cellular component: Golgi apparatus. The record is from RefSeq and is a predicted model, not a curated record. Gene Ontology annotation, biological process: vesicle-mediated transport. Lineage: Eukaryota; Fungi; Mucoromycota; Mucoromycetes; Mucorales; Mucoraceae.
AUGCAAGAUGGAAAGCAGAUCAAGCUACAGAUAUGGGAUACCGCUGGACAAGAAAGCUUUCGAAGCAUUACACAAAGCUAUUACAGAGGAGCAGCAGGAGCAUUAUUAGUCUACGAUAUAUCCAGAAGAGAGACAUUUGAGCACGUAUCCACGUGGUUGGCAGAUGUUAGAAAACAUGCCAACCCUCACACAACUGUUGUGUUGGUCGGCAAUAAAUGUGAUUUGGAAGGUCGUCAGAGACAAGUUACUCGAGAGGAAGGAGAGAAGUUUGCUCGUGAUAAUGAUAUCCCGCUAUUCAUUGAGACAUCAGCUAAAUCAGCUGAAAACGUAGAAGAAGUAUUUGCUCAGACAGCUGAAGAUGUUUACGAAAAGAUCAAGUCUGGUGUCUUUUCACCUAAUGAGACAUCUGGUAUAAGAUUGGGUCAUACGCAAAGUGCACUUGCUGAUGAGACUCAGGGAGGAUGUUGUUAA